Messenger RNA from Talaromyces proteolyticus, 2532 nucleotides. RefSeq lists its product as uncharacterized. NCBI's taxonomy places the organism in Eukaryota, Fungi, Ascomycota, Eurotiomycetes, Eurotiales, Trichocomaceae. The coding region runs from base 1 to 2532 and encodes 843 amino acids. The transcript has 7 exons. The record is from RefSeq and is a predicted model, not a curated record.
AUGAAGGCAUCCUUCCUUCUCCCGCUCCUGGUGAGCGGCUCUGCUCUGGCUGGCGUGGUUCAUAAGCGUCAAAAGCCCUCGACUACUCCAUGCACCACCGCCACAGGUACUCCCAGUGUCCCUGCGGUCAGUAUUCCUAGCAAUCCCCAGUCUCAGAAACCAACAACGACAACAUGCACAACCGGUACCGAUAUUCCAGGACAUGAGAGUCACAGUUUCACGCUCCCCAGCGUCACAAUUGUCACUGUCGGCUCUUCAUCUCCCAGCGUGCCCAGUGUGACUGUCCCUCAAAUCACCGUCAUUCCAGGUUCCAGUGUACCUGUUGGCCCGAACCCUUCUACCUCUGCUCCAGCAAUCCCUUCAUCGAAUGUCCCAGGCGGCAUAGUCACCAAGACAACCACCUACACUACUACUACCUGCCCAGUUAUAUGGUUAACAGUAUCAGUGCGUACUACGACUAUUACCUCUGGUACUAGUGUUAUUACGCAAGCUAUUACAGGUACCAGCACCAUUGUUGUGACAGCAACUGUCACCUGCACCAAGGACGUCUGCAAACCACCUUCUGCUACUAUUUCUGUUCCUGUUGUUGCUCCCACAAGCACUCCUGAGGUUAUCGUUACCAAGACUUCCACCUAUACUACUACUACCUGCCCGGAAGAAGUCUCCACAACAACUUUUACCUCGGGAACCGCCGUUAUCACCCAGCCAAUCACUGGAACCAGCACUAUUGUAGUGACUGAAACAGUUACCUGCACGAAAGAGGUCUGCAAGCCACACACUGCUACAGCUACUGAUACUGCGACUGCUCCUCCUACCAGCGUCGCCCCUACCGGUGUUUCCCCUACAAGUGUUGCUCCUACUGGUGUUGCCUCCAGCUCUGCUCCUGUUCCUGUUGACACCACUACAACCCUUACCAAUGUUGCGCCGACCACUGUACCUGCUGUCGGAACGACUACCACACCUGAGGUCGUUGUCACUAAGACGUCGACGUAUACCACCACCACCUGCCCAGAAGAAGUUCACACUACAACAUUUACUUCUGGGACAAGCAUCAUCACUCAGCCAAUUACUGGAACCAGUACUAUUGUAGUCACUGCCACGGUGACCUGCACAAAGGAUGUCUGCCAACCGCAUACAACUACGGUUCCUGCUACGACUGAAACUGUUCCUCCUCCAACUAGCGUCGCACCUACGACGGUUCCCACCAGUGUCACUCCUACUAGUGUUGUGCCUUCAAGUGCUGUUCCCACGACUGUCAUUCCAACUACGGUCAUUCCAACUACUGCUGUCCCCACAAACGUUGCUCCCACUACUGCCCCUGUUGGUGAAACUAUAACCACUCCAGAUGUUGUUAUCACUAGAACGCAUACAUACACUACGACCACUUGCCCAGUCCAUACUACGACUUUCACUUCCGGCACCAACACAAUCACUCAGCCAAUCACUGGCACAAGCAUAAUUGUUGUGACUGCUACCGAGACUUGCACCAAGGAGGUCUGCCAACCGCAUACAACUACGGUUCCUGCUACAACUGAAACUGUCCCCAUUCCCGUCACUAGCACGGGGGUUGCUACAACUGCUCCUAAUUCCGUCACGGUCCCUGUCCCUGUAUCCAGUACUGGUGUUCCAACUGCUCCGAACUCAGCCCCCCCUUCUGAUACCGGUGUUGCCCCCACUUCAGUUGCUCCUACCUCUGUUGUUGUCUCUCCCCCAGGGACCACUACAGUUCCCGAAGGAGUUACGACUAAGACAAGGACGUAUACAACAACUACUUGCCCAGUUGGUACCACUACUUUCAUUUCUGGAACAAACACUAUCACUCAACCUGUGACCGGUACAAGCACAAUUGUUGUGACAGACACCGUGACCUGCACCAAGGACGUUUGCCAGCCACACACGGUUCCUGCGACCACUCUUGUUGCUCCUACUACCGUACCGACUCCAGUAGUGGUGACUGUCACCUACGAAACUACAACAUGUCCAGUCAGUCACAUUACUACCACUAGCGGUACCUCAACUAUCACUAUCCCGGUCACCGGAACCAGCACAAUUACUGUGACUGCUGUGACUACAUCGAUCCCUGCUCCUGCUGAGACUACCGUGGUCUCAUCCGCUGGUCCAACAACAGUAGUUGUACCCCCUCCUGCCGGCGCCUCUACCAUCGUUCCCCCAGCUGGCGCUACUACUGUUGUCGUGCCUCCACCUGUUGGUGUGACGACAGCAGUCACUUCUGUUGGCGCCACCACCAUCGUCCCCCCAGCUGGCGCUACUACUGUUGUCGUGCCUCCACCUGUUGGUGUGACGACAGCAGUUACUUCUGUUGGCGCCACCACCAUCGCUCCAGCUGGGCAGUCAUUUACUUCUUCUCCUUCGAUCAGGCCUACGCCUUCUUCUAGUAUCGCCAUUCCGGGCAGACCCGGUUCGACCAGUAUUAACCCAAGCAUCCCUGCCUUUACCGGCGCUGCCUCGGCCGUUAGAGUAGGCAACACUGGCCUGAUCGCCGGCGCCCUUGCUGUUCUCGCAUUUUUCUAA